This is a messenger RNA of Dendronephthya gigantea, 4067 nucleotides long. Its product is annotated as ubiquitin carboxyl-terminal hydrolase 7-like. Gene Ontology annotation, molecular function: cysteine-type endopeptidase activity; cysteine-type deubiquitinase activity; protein binding. The record is from RefSeq and is a predicted model, not a curated record. Lineage: Eukaryota; Metazoa; Cnidaria; Anthozoa; Malacalcyonacea; Nephtheidae. The coding region runs from base 194 to 3451 and encodes 1085 amino acids. Gene Ontology annotation, biological process: regulation of protein stability; protein deubiquitination. The transcript is spliced from 46 exons. Gene Ontology annotation, cellular component: nucleus; cytosol.
UUAUUGUCAUGUUUAUAAUCCUUUUACGUCUCAAUUUCUCUGCUUUGUCGCUCCCCUGAAGGGGAAACGUGCCGAAAUUGGCCGAAUCACGAGUAAACACGCGAAAGUUUCCCAAGAAGCCGCGGAGGAAACUUUCGACAACACCAAUAACCCGAAACCACAUCUUACCGAAGUUGAUAAAACUACUUCAGUAAUGAAUGGGCCUGUUUCAGAAGACCAAGACGAUAUGGACUCGAAGGAAGAACCGAUGGAUACAUCUAUAACAGAUCCAGGUGGGAAGGACUCCUCCAAAUCAGAGAUGGAAUUGGAGGAGGAUUCUGCCCGACCGGAAGGUGUUGUUCGUUUCAUUGUGAAAGACUUUAGUCGGCUGAAAGAGACAGUGCUCAGUGAACCCGUCUACAUAAGAAAUUUACCUUGGAGACUGAUGUGUAUUCAGAGAACUGGAUCAGGGCAUGGUCAUGAGAAGCUUAAAACCCUUGCAGUUUUCCUUCAAUGUAACCCUGAGACAGAGUCAUUAUCAUGGUCCUGUAAUGCUACUUCUCAGCUGGUUCUUGUCAAUCAAAAAUUCCCUGAGAAAUCCUUCAAAAAAAAAAUUCAACAUUUAUUCUUUGCUAAGGAGAAUGACUGGGGUUUCAGUAAUUUCAAGGAAUGGCAUGAAAUCCUGAAUACGGAUAAUGGAUUUUUAGUGGAUGACACGAUCAUUGUUGAAGCUCAUGUUGUUGCUGAAGCUCCCCAUGGAGUAGCCUGGGACUCAAAGAAGCAUACAGGUUAUGUCGGCCUAAAGAACCAAGGAGCCACCUGUUACAUGAAUUCACUUUUACAAACAUUGUUUUUUACGAAUAAGUUAAGAACAGCUGUCUACCACAUGCCAACUGUUCACGAUGAUCCUCAGAAAAGUGUUGCGUUCAAUUUACAGAGAGUGUUUCAUGAACUGCAAUUUAGUGAUAAAGCAGUUGGGACUAAAAAGCUGACAAGAUCCUUUGGAUGGGAAACGCUGGACAGUUUCAUGCAACAUGAUGUCCAAGAAUUGUGUCGAGUGCUCCUGGACAACAUGGAGAGCAAAAUGAAAGGAACAUGUGUUGAGGGAGUUAUACCCAAACUUCUGGAGGGGAAAAUGUGUUCGUAUAUCAAGUGUAAAAAUGUGGACUAUGUUUCUUCAAGAAUUGAAUCGUUUUAUGACAUACAACUAAAUGUGAAAGGAAAAAAAGACAUUUACGAGUCAUUUAAAGAGUACAUCGCAGUUGAAACAUUAGACGGGGAUAAUAAGUACGAUGCUGGGGAUUACGGAAUGCAGGAAGCGAAGAAAGGCGUGAUUUUCCACAGCUUUCCAACCGUCCUGCAUCUACAAUUGAUGCGCUUCCAAUACGAUCCAGUGACUGAUGCAAAUGUUAAGAUAAACGACAGAUAUGAAUUCUUGGAGAAAAUCGAUCUCACUGAGUUCCUGGAUGAUGCGCAUCACACUCAAGCCUCGUACACGCUUCACGCGGUUCUUGUGCACAGCGGGGAUAAUCAUGGCGGCCAUUAUGUUGUCUACAUCAAUCCUAAAGGCGAUGGAAAGUGGUGUAAAUUUGAUGAUGAUGUUGUGUCAUUGGCUUCAAAACAGGAAGCAGUUGACCAUAAUUUUGGAGGAUAUGAUGAUGAUAUUUGUGUAAAAUAUUGUACAAACGCAUACAUGUUGGUCUACAUCAGAGACAGUUGCUUAGAUGAUGUACUCGACGCAAGCGCGACAGAGAUACCCAAAGAACUAGAGGAGAAACUAAGAGAGGAGAAACGUAUAGAGGCGCAGAAAAGGAAGGAAAGAAGCGAAGCUCAUUUGUACAUGAACGUUGAGGUAAUCACUGAAGAUCAGUUUUGUGGACAUCAAGGUUUUGAUCUAUUUGACACCAAAAAACAAUCCUCCAAGAUUUUCAAAAUACUAAAAGAGGACACGAUUGAGAAAAUGAUUGAGCAACUUGCUGAUGCUCUGGGCUAUAAGGCGAAUCAAAUUCGUCCUUGGCCGUUUCAAAGUCGGAAGAAUAACACGUAUCGUAUCGGAGCCAUUGAAAUGGAAAAUGGUUUAGAUAAAAAGGUGAUGGAAGCGAUCGAUACCGACAGUGAUUGUUGUUUAUUUAUUGAGACUACUGAUCCCUGUGACCCAGAUUCCAAGCUUCCUAGUUUCGACGUUAAAACUGAUAUCCUCCUUUUCUUCAAAUAUUACGACCCACGAACAGAGACGAUGUCCUACUGCGGUCACGUCUUUGUACGUUUGGUAGAUAAAGUUUCUAUUUUGCUUCCAGUGUUGUGCGAGAGAGCACAUUUACCAAAGGACACGCCUUUAAUGCUUUUCGAGGAAGUCAAACCAGGUUUAACAGAGCAUUUUAAAGAUUUAAAUGUCACAUUCGAAGACACGGAAGAUAUAAUGGAUGGCGAUAUUUUCUGUUUUCAAAGGAAAGAUAUUGAUUUGGACGAAUUCAAAUUACGGACGUGCAUAGAUUACUUUAGAGAUUAUUAUCAUCGAAUCGACAUCACGAUGUGCGAUAAAAACAUGUCAAAUGAUCCUGGUUUUAACAUUACUCUCUCUUCAAGAAUGACCUACACGCAGAUGGCAGAGAAGGUCGCCUGGUAUUUGGAUGUCGACCCGAGAAAGAUCCAGUUCUUCAAGGCACAACUAUACGGCGGUGGCCUACCUGGAAAUCCUAUACGAUGUACCUACGAGGGAACGAUUCGAGAUCUGAUGAUGUACAGUCAAAAAACUCCUAAGAAAUUAUUUUACCAGCUGCUGUCGAUACCAAUAGACGAAUUAGAGAAUAAGAAACAAGUCAAAUGUAUUUGGAUGAGUAAAGAUCUUAGAGAACAGAAAGAACUUGUCCUAUUCCCAGACAAGAAUGGUACUGUUACAGAUAUUUUAAGUGAGGCAAAGAAACAUAUCAGUUUAGAUGCUGAUGGCUCUGGGGAACUAAGAUUACUCAUGAUCCUGAGUUCCAAGAUCCAGGAAAUUUUAGACGUCGACUCAGAAUUAGAAACGCACUUCGGUGCCUACGCUACAACCCGAUCCUACAGAGUCGAGGAAGUACCUGUUGAACAUCUUAAUUUAAGGGACGAUGAAGCUCUAAUUCCCGUCGCCCAUUUCCAAAAGGACACAUAUCAGACCUUUGGUUUUCCAUUUCUAAUAAAAAUUCGUGAUAAAGAAGUCUUUUCCGAUAUUAUCGAACGUGUUAAACACAAGUUAGAAAUGCCGGAAAAAGAAUUUGAAAAGAUCAAAUUCGCGCUCGUCCGAAGCGGCAGACAGAUAUACUUAGAUGACGAGAGCGACAAAUUGAUCAAUUUAAAAGACUUUACAAGCCCUUCAGGAGUUUUAAAGCUUCCCAAUAACUCUCUAUCUCGACCCUGGCUGGGACUUGAUCACGUAGACAAGGCCCCAAAGAAAUCGCGAUAUUCCUAUCUGGAGCGAUCCAUCAAGAUCUUGAACUGAGGUCGGACACGCCCUUUUCACCACCACCGCUUCUAAAAGACCGCGCAUUUCAAAAAAGAAUAUUUAAAUGUAUUUAAUAUGCGAAUUGGUGUGUGUUCUAUCACAAUUAUGUAAAAAUAGGGAGAGAGAGAGAAAAAAUUGUACGUAAAUUUUAGUUUCUCAAUUUGCGCUGGUCAGACCAACCAUAAUUUCACCGAUAUUCUGCUGUGUCACUUCGGUUUAUUAUUGCCUCAAUCCAUUUUGAUUGCUGUACAGGACAAUUCAUAUUCCAGUUGUCAUUCUGUUUUACAUAUGUCAUGUAUUUGUAAUGAUUUCAUAAGAGAACACUUCAGGUUUCAAGUGUCAAUUCUUUUCUCAAUUUUGCCAUAUUUUGCAAAUUAGGUUGAUCUGACUUGGAAUUAAUAGAUUGAAGGUUAUUUUGUGUACUUAUACACAGCGAAGGUUAUAUUAUGUACAUUCAAACUUCACCUGGGAGCUCUUUGCUUGGCUCAUUUAGCUUUAUUCUCACAUAGACAUUGAUUUUAAACAAUGUGUGGCAAUGGAUAAAAAUUCUUGUAGCACUUGUUCUUAAUUAUGGUGUAUUCCUUUUAAGAUGCCAAAUAAUUAAACAUUGUCA